Molecule: messenger RNA, 2804 nt
Organism: Papaver somniferum (opium poppy)
Lineage: Eukaryota; Viridiplantae; Streptophyta; Magnoliopsida; Ranunculales; Papaveraceae
Product: serine/threonine-protein kinase ATG1c-like
Exons: 14
Coding region: 292-2400 (702 amino acids)
Biological process (GO): peptidyl-serine phosphorylation; autophagy
Cellular component (GO): cytoplasm
Molecular function (GO): protein serine/threonine kinase activity; ATP binding
Source: RefSeq, a predicted model, not a curated record
CCACAUUAACUGCUCAUGUUCCCUGUCUUCCUCCCUCCCACACACUUCUUCUGGUUCAGGCCUCGCCGUCUCAGGCCGACAGACAGACGAUUAGAUCCACGUUUAAAUAACUAAAUAAAAACCACCUCCAUUAUUAAUCGACGAAAUUGACUCAUUUAUCCAACUCUCUCAUCUUAACCUCUGACUGUCACUGACUCAGUAAUCCAAUCCUCCAUUCGUCUAUCUUCUUCUGGUCUUUUUUUUUUUUUUUUUUUUUUAGGGUUUUGAUUUCGAUUUUGGGAGCGACACAGAAUGGCUCAAUCAUCAUCGAGCAGAGGAGGAGGAGGAAGUAACAGUAAUAGUAGUAGCAGGGUGAUUGGGGAUUAUAUUGUUGGUAAACAGAUUGGAUCAGGUUCGUUCAGUUUCGUAUGGCAUGGAAGACAUCGAGUUCACGGUCAGGAAGUUGCUAUCAAGGAAAUCAUUAUGGAUCGGUUGAGUAAGAAGUUGCAGGAGAGUCUUGUUUCUGAGAUUGUCAUUCUUAAGAAUAUCAAUCAUCCAAACAUCAUCAGAUUACACGACAUCAUCGAGGUCCAAGGGAGGAUACAUCUUAUACUAGAGUACUGCAAGGGAGGUGAUCUCUCUAUGCAUAUCCAGCGUAAAGGGAAAGUCACCGAAGCUACAGCAAAACACUUCAUGCAGCAAUUGGCUGCUGGUCUACAAAUCCUCCGUCAGAAUAAUGUUAUACACCGAGAUCUAAAGCCUCAGAAUCUCCUCUUGACCACGAAUGGUGAUCAAGCGGUAUUGAAAAUUGCAGACUUUGGUUUUGCAAGGUCGUUACAGCCUAGAGGUUUAGCUGAAACACUCUGUGGUUCACCUCUCUACAUGGCUCCAGAAAUAAUGCAGUUCCAGAAGUACGACGCAAAGGCAGAUCUCUGGAGUGUAGGUGUUAUCCUUUAUCAACUUGUGAUAGGGAAAACCCCUUUUACCGGAAAUAACCAAAUCCAGUUGCUGCAAAACAUCAUGAAAUCAAAAGAAUUGCAGUUCCCCACUGAUAUUAAGGAAUUAAGCUCUGACUGCACAGAUUUGUGCCGAAAGUUAUUACGUCGUGAUCCAGUGGAGCGGUUAACAUUCGAAGAGUUCUUUGGCCACCUGUUUCUUUCUACCCACAAAUGUAAAGAAUCGUUAAGGUCUGCAGACUCUGCACCAAUGACCAAAGUUGUUAAUGCGGCGGCUGAAUGCAUACUUGGAAGGCAUCCAGAAGCAAGUUCUCAAGACGAUUGUCUGCCUUUCGUUUUAGAUGAUGAUACUAGUGGUUUUGGUGCCAGUCCAUCCCAUCCUUCAUUAAUAGGGUCAAUCAGAUUUGGUGAUGCUAGGCACAAUCAAGAAACAGUUGUUUCAAAUAUUGAUCAUCACAUGACUUCGUAUGGAAAUAUCAGAGAGCCGACUACAACCAUGGACCAAAUACCAUCAGAAGCUUCUUCCAGAGUUAUGGAUUCCCUAGAAAACAUUGACCUGGAGUAUGUACUUGUUCCUGUGCACUCUAUGGAGGACUCAUCUUUAUCAUCAAAUGCCAGCCGGGUUCAUCAUUUGCCUUGCAAAUCUGAUAGUUCUUCUACAGUUUCUCUAUGUAAAAACAGCGUUCCAGGGCCAAUUGCCGGUACAGGAACAAAGAAAACCUAUGAAGCUGGGAGCACGGAAAGCCACAACUCUUUACCUUCCGGGUCAUCUCAAGGAUCCAUGGAUGUGGGAGAUGCUUUGGAUCAGUCAUAUGCUCGUUGUCUGACAAGGAUUAGGUCGUUACAGCAAUCUGCAUCUGCCAUAACGGAAUUAGUGAAUCAGAAGAUUGACUCAGGUAGCCAGUUAGAGGCCUUCUCACUCCAGCUGGUUAAUCUGGCAAUUUGGAAGCAAGCAAUGCAUAUUUGCCAUACUCUGGCCGCAUCAGCUAUUGAUGGAAGUCCUACCCAAGAAAAAACUCGAUUCAGGGGAGGAAAAUCUCCGAAAGGUUUUGGCAGUCAAGGGCCUGAAGCAGUUUGUUCCCAGAUCGAGAAGGAGUUUCUUCUUGAAGUAGGGCAUGCUGAGGAGCUUGCUACGGGUAUUGUCCCAGUGGAUGGAAAUGUAGAGAUGCCAGACGCCAUGGAAAUAAUAUUCCAAUCUGCUCUUGCAUCAGGCAGGCACGGCGCUGUGGAUGAGCUGAUGGGGGAGAUGGAGAGCGCGGUAGGCCGGUACUCUAAGGCAGUGCGUCUCUUGGUAUUCCUACUGGCGGAGGCACCUUCACUAAUCCUGAACCCUCCCUUCUCACUCGCAAACUCGGACAGGUUUCGGCUGCAGUCCUACAUUGAAAUUUUAAAGAACAGGCAAAACCAAUCGAGAUCUCAGAGAAUAGCCGUCUGCAACAGUGAGGACCAGCAAUGCCUUCCUUGAUAUACUUGAUUCUCUGAAAACCUUUGAUGCUGCUUCUGCAAUGCAUUGCUGGGGCAUUUCAGAUGGGUUGAAUUUAUUGUACAGUCUGCAGAUCAUUUAUUGUACAGCAUUCUUAAUUAGUCGCCCUUGAUCUCAAAUGAUGGUGGUGGUGGUGAAGUCUAGACUUUAGCUUGAUGGACUAAUUGAUGUUAAUAUUUUCAUUUUCUUUUAAUCCCCCCAAGUUUGUAUAUUCUAUGCAUCCAAUUCUGCAGGAUGGAUGAAAUUCUCCAAGUCUCUUGGUUAGCUGGAAGGUUUAGUAGUCCCGGAGGCCACAACCAGCCAAAGCAUGUUUGCAGUUUGUUACCUAACUUGGAAAAUUCUGAUUUAUAUGAAAUAAAUAAUGUACAUAUUUUAUCCUUGUUUUC